Molecule: messenger RNA, 3196 nt
Organism: Ornithodoros turicata
Lineage: Eukaryota; Metazoa; Arthropoda; Arachnida; Ixodida; Argasidae
Exons: 4
Coding region: 417-1619 (400 amino acids)
Biological process (GO): male courtship behavior; chemosensory behavior; sensory perception of taste
Cellular component (GO): neuronal cell body; membrane; axon
Source: RefSeq, a predicted model, not a curated record
UUUUUCUUUGUAGUCUUUGAGGACUUUCAUUGAAGGUGAAUCAAUAAACGAAUCUUUUUAGGGCAGGUGGAUCGAUUCACUCAGUUCAAGCUACUGAUUCGUUCACCAAGAACAAAUCAUUGAUUCUCGGCCCAUCACUAGUCUGCGCAACUGGCUUCUUCACGCGACGGGGAGACGGGGCGAGGCGUGUCCGUCUCCGGUAGUAGCCUGCAGCAUUCCUCGUCCGCAUCACCCGCACGGCCUCGCGCCCUGCCGACCUGAGUCUGCGGAACCCUACUUCCUGUAAGCAUUGUUUCAAGAGAGAUGUGCACCGCAGACAAGUGAGACUUCGAUUAUCGAAUCGUACAGCAAUGCUGCAACGAGUGCAUUCGACGUAAUCAGCAGCGGAUGGUUGUUCAGCAUAUUUGACUUUCACGAUGUGUCCGACCAUGCACAACAGGGCGACGGAAAGCAUAGCGGACGACGUGCCCGGCCUGCGCAUUUUAAGCGUUUUCCAUCGAUGUAUCGGAUACUCGUUCUUUUCUUGGACCAAACGCGACGAGCGACACGUCGUUUCCUGCGAAACGAAGACCCCGUAUCUUCUUUACGCGUUGUGCUCCUGGGUGGUGUACCUGUUCGUGAUGGGACAAGACGCCUACUGUGUACUUCACGCGACGAACUCUUGUCGACCCCUCAGGAACAUUGAUAAAGUGGUGCUGUUCCUGUACUUCACUCGCUGCAUUGGGAUACAACUUGUGAACGCAUCUACGAUCCUCUUUUCUUCACCAAGGAUUCUCAAGAUGAUGCGGGCUGUGUACAAUUACCAACGCAAGCUAGACAGCAGUACGCGACUGCGUCGCUCGGCGUUUGUCAUCGUGCUUCUUAAUAUCUUGUUCUCAGUGGCGGCAGUUGUCGCUGUAGCUGGUGACAUCAUUGAAUUUCAAGGUUACAUGUCGUCGCUGUACCUGAAGAUCAUUUACGGCGUAUACAGCUUCUUGUUCGUUGAAACUACUUGCAUGGUGUGUUUCUCCUGGGUCAUGUACUUUUCCAAACUGUUCCACGAAUUCCUCCGGCAGAGAAAUCAGGAAAUCGACUCUCUCCUGCGCGCGCCUGAUGUUGAACUGAGACGUUUGGAAGAAAUGCACAUGAAACAGUGUUACCUAUACGAGAGCUUUCAAGAAUGCAACGCCAUAUUUCAUGUCCCUUUACUCAUAGGGGUUCCCCUGUGCAUAAUGAACGCUACACCGUGGGCAUACUAUCUACUCAUUGCAUCCAACAAUUUCGAGAGGCUUCGAGACGCAAUUGGAUUUGCAGCAAUGCUUGCUGAGAUGUUAGUCCUUGGACUUUACGCAAGAGCUGCUGACACAGAGGCGAAGAAGACGUGGCAGGUUUUGACGAAGCUCCUCGUCUCGCACGAGCACCCUCCAGAAGUCAGGCAUCAGAUUGAGCAGUUUCGUCACACUUGUCAAAACCAAGACUUCACCUUUUCUGGCUGCGGGUUCUUCACGGUCGGGCCGCCGCUCAUCGUCUCGAUUGCAAGCGCCAUCAUUACGUACACGGUUAUCCUGUACCAAUCGGACAGCACAGCUUCUGCAGCCCUGAGCAGCGCCAGCGGUUCUAACAAUGCAACGGGCAUGUAGAGCAACGGACGCAGUGCACAUAAGCCAGACAAGAAGACGAGAACCUUGAUUAACAACUCGUUCGGCAAGUCACUUGAGCACGCGAUCCACUACUCCUCAGUUUACCACAACUCAAUAGUAGCGCUCAACUCGCACAACUCAAGCAGCGCACAACUCAAUGCGCCUUUUUGUGACAACUGCCAUUUCUGCAUAAGUGUCACAAAAAGGCGUACGCCUCCUGUUUUCAACAAAUCAGGGCAGAGAACGAUGUCACAUAGGCUGAUGGUUGGCUAGGAGCAUGCUAUGUAAUGAAGUUCAUCUUUAAGAGUAUGGUGUGACGGACUAUUCCUAGAAACACACACAUACAGGAAAGUAUAAGACUCACGGAGUGAAAACUGGGGGGGGGGGUCGAAACGCAUGCACCGCACGACACUUGUACGAGUGACUGCAUGCACUUAAGGGAUCACUAACCGUGUAUUCACGCGAGCGACAUCUCGAGGGAAUAUUCUAGUGGAUGAAUAAGAAAGAAAUGCUUACGGGGCGGAAGUCCCGCCGCGUCUUACGUUGAGCGUUCGCACGGCACCACGGGAUAUCAGGAGUGGCGCACUACGCGCAUAGCAGACGACACCAUCGACACUGUCGUCUGCUACGAAAUAUCUUCUGCUUCCCCUGAUGUAUUCUCAGGAUUUUUGAUUGUGUGAAUACACGGUAGGUGUCACCUUCACGCAAACACAAACGUGAUUCAUCAGUUGCGUCAAUCGUGAAUGAUGAGCGAAAGAAACCGCAAUUACAGCCUGCCCUCUCCCUCUCCUUCUCAAGAAGCGCGACAGUGCGGACGGGUCUCAGAUUGGUUUCCUGAAACGAUCUCCCGCGAUGAUUAGACAAAUCGUUUCAGGAGACCAAUGAGAGCCCGUUCCGCAAUGUCAGCCUUCUUGAGAAGGAGAGUGAGAGGUGGUGGUAGUGCUGAAAGAGCCCGCCAUUGUCGGCCUCACAGAGGGGAGGCAACGUCACUACUAACGCUCUGGGAAAUGUGGGAAUGUCUGGGAAAUGUCUGGGAAAAACGCUUCUAAGCGAACCGUGCCGACAUAUGUCUAACAGUGUCUGAGAAAAUUUUUUCUCAGACACCCAGAGAAGAAGCCCAGAAAGCCUCAGAAGCCCAGGAAAAAGCGCAGACAGCACAGCCGGCACCAGCAUUCGAACCCGGGUACCUCUUGGGUUCGAAUCAGGGAGAGGGAAAGGGUGCACUGCGGUUUCUUCCGCUAAUCACGAACGACGCAACGGAUGACUUCUGUGCCUUUCGUGUCGGUGUCAAGGUAACGCCAUCUUUCAUCCCGCGAGGAGUGCAACGUAACGUAAGUUUGCCACGUAACAUUGUAGCAGAGCAGAGUGAAGCUGACGCUGACAUUUGCUUGUAGAGCACGAAUUAUAACAACUCACGCAGCUCCUUCAUUAUUCCUACUUAGUGCGCUGUCGUCGCAUUCUGAUGUACCACUUUAUUGAGCCUCUUAGGAAAAUGUACUUCGUUUUUAUUCGCCUAUGUGAUUACACACCAUUCUUCACUGGAAAAAUAAAAGUUUCAGCACACAUCCUUAUAUUUC